CCCCUCCUCUUCCUCCGCCGUUUCGGGCUCCUAUGGCAACCGGCCUGCGCGUCUCACUUGCUUGGCGGCGGCAGAAGCACCACCGGCGGCCCGAGGCAUGAGAGAGCCGGUCGGGGAGCAAGCGGAGCCGAGGGCUGGGGACUCGGGGAGCCGGAUCUAUGCGGAGUACAAGGAAGGGGGGCAGCCCUGGAAGAAAUUUGUGUAUGUGGAACCACCUCGGAGAGUUAAGGAGGUGCUCGAAGAAGAGCUUUAUUUCCGGAGAGAUGAGUGCAGAAUCAAGCACCCUUCAGAAGUGGCCCUGGAAGGAAUUUGGAGCUUGAAAAGGAAUUUCCCCGUGGGAGGCUUCAAGCCAGCAUCACAGACUCCAAGCAACAUGCUCUCCCAGCCUAAGUACUACUCCAGGCAUGCAGUAAUAAGAAGACAGCCCAUCUGACAUGCAGCAUCCUCCCCGCCAAUGGAAGUCACAAGAACAAAUCAGAAUUACAGUUAUUUUGUCUAAAUGAAAAGCAUUGUGUUUUAGAACUUGUAUAAUAGCUUGUAAAAUAAACUGCGAAGCUUUGCAUCA
Molecule: messenger RNA, 565 nt
Organism: Heteronotia binoei (common prickly gecko)
Lineage: Eukaryota; Metazoa; Chordata; Lepidosauria; Squamata; Gekkonidae
Gene: C3H11orf97
Product: chromosome 3 C11orf97 homolog
Exons: 4
Coding region: 98-433 (111 amino acids)
Cellular component (GO): ciliary base
Source: RefSeq, a predicted model, not a curated record